Messenger RNA from Entrophospora candida, 1950 nucleotides. NCBI's taxonomy places the organism in Eukaryota, Fungi, Glomeromycota, Glomeromycetes, Entrophosporales, Entrophosporaceae. The record is from the annotation of a GenBank genome assembly.
AUGGCCCCAAAAAUUGUUGAAUUAUUGCGAGGUAAAGAUCGAAAAGAUUUCAUACAUAAUUCUGAUUUGGGAAAUUAUGUGGUGUUAACUAAUGCUAGACAUGUUAUUUUUUCCGGUAAUAAUAAGUUAGAUGAUAAAAAAUACCGAAAUCAUUCUGGAUAUCCUGGUGGAUUACGCGAAAGAAAUCUUCGUGAAAUGUUAGAGAAGUAUCCACGAGAAUUAGUUUUUCGGAUUGUAAAGGGGGUAAUUAACCAUCAGGGUAAAAUAGUAAACAAUCUUCCUCUUAAUCCGGCUAUUUGGCAAGUGCCGCUUUCGCAUUUAAAUAUUUCCUUGGUUAAUCGCUAUUAUUUGGCUAAUCAGCGUCAAGGAACUAAGAAAGUAAAAAGUCGGGGAGAGGUGAGUGGAAGCACCAGAAAAAUUUAUCGACAAAAAGGAACAGGAGGAGCCCGUCACGGACAUCGGUAUGCUCCCCAAUUUAGAGGUGGAGGAGUAGCAUUUGGACCAACUGGAAAAGAAAAUUAUUCCCUGAGCAUUAAUAAAAAACUUAAAAAAAAAGUUUUGCAAUCAAUUUUAAGUGAGAAAAUGCAAAAUAAAGAAAUUAUUGUAGUUGAAAAAAUAAAUUUUGAUAACUACAAAACCAAAGAGGCAGUUAAUUUCUUAGCCGCUUUACCUGCUAAGAAAAAUAAAACUCUGCUUAUUUUGGCUAAUAACGAGGAAAAUAAAGAAAAAAUUAUUUAUUCUUUCCGUAAUCUCCCUUACAUAAAUAUCACUGAUAGCAACUCAGUAAAUACUUCACAAAUAUUAUCUCCUAAUUAUCUCUUGUUUACUCAUACUUCUUUCACCGAAACUGAAAAAAGGUUAAAACAAUUUGAAAAAGAUUUCCCAGAUAAGAGUGUGAGAGAGAUUAGGGCUGCUUACAAAUAUAAAUACAGCAACUUUACUAACUGUGAUUUAGAUUUAAGCAAGUAUGUUAAUUUAGAGAUUUUAGUAAUGGUUCAAAACCGCAUAACUUCCAUAGAUUUCUUAAAAACUUUACCUAAUCCCGAGAAGUUAAAAGAAUUAUUAAUUUACAAUAAUAAUAUAAAACCAACCGACAUAGAGAUAUUUAGCAGAUUUAUUAAUUUAGUCCAAAAUUUAGAAACCAAAAUCACCCAAACCAAACAAGAACUAGACCGAGUUAGAACCCAAGAAACCGACAAAACUGCUAAAAUAGGCAGAUUAGAAACCAGUAUCCAACACUUAGAACAAACCAAAACUAGAUUAGAAACAGAAUUAGCCCAAAAAGAGCAACAACACCAUAAUCAGUUAGCCGAAAUAGUUAAAACUAUCUUUCCCAGUAGCACUAAUUAUGCUGAUAUUAGUUUUGCUGAUUUGAGGGAACAGAUUAAGAAAGUCAAAAAAAGUAACUUAACUUCUCCAAUCAGUUAUGAUAAUAGCACUCUGUUAGAAAUCAUUUAUCCCAACAUUCCUUUCAAUGAACCAGAAUAUAAGAACUUAACUAAUUUAUUAAGACUUCCCCAAGUAGAGAAAGCACAAAAAGAUUUGGCAGAAAUUAACCAAAUAAUAUUUUCUGACUUUUCUAAUAGUUCAGUUGACUUAAAAACUGAACUUACUAGGCUAAAAAUAAAUGAUUUAAUUAUUCAAAUUCCAAGUAAAAAAAAUGAAUUAACAGAAUUAGUUGCUAACACUAAAAAUAAACUUAAUAAGGCCGAAAACUACUUGUUAGAGCAACUUCUUACUGAAAAAUAUGACUCAGAAAAAUUAAUUGAACUGAAAACUGCCUUAUCAGAAUACAAAACAGAAAUAGAAAUUAUUCUAACUAAAAAGCAAGAGAUAAACAAUUUAAAAGUUCACCUCCAAAGUUUACAAGAAAUCCAAAAUGUAAUAUUAGAAUUAGAAAAACAGUUAAGUUUUGAAAGUGAGGCCAAAGUUGAAAUUAAUAUAAGAUAG